Messenger RNA from Vanessa tameamea, 4862 nucleotides. It is a transcript of the gene Gmap, whose product is annotated as thyroid receptor-interacting protein 11. The coding region runs from base 145 to 4683 and encodes 1512 amino acids. The transcript has 9 exons. Gene Ontology annotation, biological process: endoplasmic reticulum to Golgi vesicle-mediated transport; Golgi organization. The record is from RefSeq and is a predicted model, not a curated record. NCBI's taxonomy places the organism in Eukaryota, Metazoa, Arthropoda, Insecta, Lepidoptera, Nymphalidae. Gene Ontology annotation, cellular component: Golgi apparatus. Gene Ontology annotation, molecular function: small GTPase binding.
AAGUACGACUUGUUUUGCCAACUAGACAAAGUCCUGUCAAUGGCAAAAUAAUGCAAUUUAUUUAUUGUUUACAUCGGUAUUUCCAUAAUAUUUUGAUGCCAAACAUUCGUCUGUGAUGUGUGACCUUUAUUCUAAUUAUUAAAAAUGUCGUGGCUUAAUUUGAACCAAAGUUUAAACAGCUUGAAAGGACAAAUUACAAACUUCGCUACAGAAGUUUUAUCUGAAAGUGUUGUUCAGGCCAAUAUCGAAGAAGCGACUGAAACUGAAACUUCAGCAAAGAAUCUUGAAGAUAAAUGCCACUAUCUAGAAGCCGAGAAUGCAACACUGAAGAAAUUAACAGAGGAGUUACAGGCAACACUGCAACAUGAGAGACUCUCUCGAAAAAAUGGCGUCAAGGAAGAUGAUUCGAGUUGGCAUUGGACUCCAUCACCCCAGACAUCAGAAACACUCGAUCAUGAUACUGAAAAGCAAUACAAAUUACAAAUACAGGCGUUACAGAAUGAACUAUACAACAUGAGAGAACGGGAUAUUACAGAGCAGGGAUCGGAUAACGAUGUAGAACUCAAUCGACUUCGUGAAGAAAAUAAAAAUUUAACUUGUAGUCUCGAAGACUUAGACAAUCAACAUCAGAUAGCGAUAGACAGAUUGCUCACUCUAAAGAAAGAGCUGCAAAAGAAUUUCGAAGUCCUUAAAAGUGAGUACGAAGAGCUCAAAAAUUCUAAUGAUGAAUACACGACGGAAAUAAAAUCCCUUCUUUAUAAAAUUGGUGAAAGAGACCAACAAAUAGAGAUUCUAAAAGCCGUUCAACCUGAUUACGAUACUUUGCAUCACAAGUAUCAGAAUUUAGAAAGAAUUCACAGUUUGUUAAGAGAAAAUGCAGAGAAAUUUCAAGAAGAAAAUCAAGAAUUACACGAGGAAAUUUUUAAAUUACAGGAGCAAGUCACGAAGCUAGAUCAUGAUUUGGAGAUCUCAAAUAAACACAAUGAAGCACUCAUGGUCCCUAAAGAAAAAUAUGACGAACUUUUAAAAGAAAUUAAUGAACUCAAACACAGACGUGAUUCAAACCAAAUGCAUCUAGAUGAAAUAAAUAUAGACGAUAAUGCUAAAAGUGUUAUUGAAACUUUGAAAAGGGAUAUCAGUGAACUUAAACGUAAAUUAGCCCAAAAAGAUUCUGAAAAUCAAAAUAGCACAGAAAUUAAAGUUCUAAAACCUGAUAAAAUAACGCAACUGUAUAAUCGUUAUGUUACUUUUGAUUUACCAGUAGAUUACGUUGGUGAAAUGCCUUCUUGUACUGAAAAUAUUGUUAUGCAAAAAUUAGAAAAUGUGUUCAAAACUUUGAAUGCUUAUAAAAAAGAUUUGGACCAUUUGCAACAGAAACUUUCGGAGAAAAAGUUAAAUAGCAAUAAUUUACAGACACAAAUAGAUGACUUAGCCACUGAAAAUGAAUAUCUGACAUCUGACAUACAACAUCUUGAAGGUGAAUUAGAAGAAAUGAAGAAAAAUAACGAUUUCUUAAUAUCAGAGAUUGCCGCUUUAAAAAACACGUCGAAACUGGAGCCAAUUAUAGAAACACAUGAGGAUAACCUCGUUAAAUUAGAAACAGAAUUAGCUGAUUGUAACCGAAUUAACAAAACAUUUGAAUCUGAAAUUAAAAGAAUAGAAAAUGAACUCAAAGAAGUACAAAGCCAAAAGAAAAUAUUACAAGAAAGCCUUAAUGACAUGAAAAAUAAAUACAUGUCUAUGCUCGAUGAAUUAAAAAUAUGUAAAACUCAGACAGAUGCUGUUAACGAGCUCGAAAAUAAUACAAAUGCUAAUCAUGAUAUAAAACUUCAGAAAACAAUAGAUGAAAUAGAUAAUUUGAAAAAACAUUUAAACUCUGCUAACUCAAAGAAUGAACAACUUUCUAUCGAUAUACAUAUUAUUGAGAACGAUAAAGUAUUACUUAAUAAACAAGUGGAAGACCUACAAAAAGAAAUACAAGGUAAAACAACUUCUAAUAAAGAAAUGGAAUCAACUAUAAUAAACUUAGAGCAUAAAUUAAAAGACAUUCAAAAUAAAACAGACGAAAUCCUGCAGGAAAAAAAUUACCUUGAAAAAGAGAAUGAAACCUUAAAACAAAAAUUUGCAGAAAAUAACACAUUAGUUUCUUCUUCUACAGACGUUGAAAAAAUAUUAACUGAAAAGAACGAAAUAGCAAAUAAGUUAAAAGAAAUGGCCAAACAUAAUGACACGUUGGAUGAAAAAAUUAAACUACUUUCCAAUGAAAUAGCAAACUUCAAAAAGGAACAAGAAGAAUUAAUUAAUGAAAAUAAUUAUUUACAUAAGAAAACUAUGGAUGAUACCCAAAGUAUAAUUCAGCUUCAAGCUACUGUUAAUGACUUAAAAACAAAAACUAAUCAAUUGGAUAGUAUCAAUAACGAAUUGCUUAUAGCUAAAGAAGAGAAUGAGGUUCUGAGGGACAAAAAACUUAAGCUUGAAGUUGAAUUAUCAACUACAGAUAGCAAAAUCGUACAAUUAGAAGAAGAAUUUCAAAAACUUAUAACAGAUCUCAAUGAAAAAGAUUCGAUAAUAGAUAACCUUAACUCGACGGUGAAUAAAAACAACAACGAAAUUUCAUAUCUAAGUCAAAAUGUGACAGACCUUGAGAAAAGUGUUCAAAUUAAAGAUCAAGAAAUUGGACAUCUCCGAAAUUCUCUCGACGAGGUGACUCAGAAGUUAAACCGCAACGGUCUUGCCUCUAACCUAAGUCACGAGGAGCUACAAAAAUUACAUACAGAAAAAGAAGAAAUAAAUAAACAAAUAUAUGGACUGAAUGAUGAAAUUAACAAUAAAAAUAUAGAAAUAUCGAAAUUAACAAGUCAUCUUCAGGAAUUCGAAAAAUCUUAUGCGGAAAUGAAAUUUACCAUAGAUAAUAAAGACAAGCAAAUAAAGGAGCUAAACCAAUCGAUAGUGGAAUUAACUGAUAAAAUAAAAGCAUCCGAAAAUACCACACUGCCAAAUGACGAAUAUGCAAAAUUACUAGAAGAAAAACAAGGCGUAGAGAGAUUAGUAAGAGAAGUAAGAAACAGCUUAGAUAUUAAAGAAAAAGAGUUAUUGGAUGUAACAAGUAAAGCAACCGCCUUAGAAAAUGCAUGCGCGGAAUUUAAAGUUAUUAUAGAUAAUGCAACAGUUGAAAAAAACGAAUUAAUUAAGUUAGUUAAUAUGAAACAUAACGAAAGCAUACAAUAUCAUAACGAAAUUCAGAGGUUGAAUCAUGUUUUACUUGAACAGAAUACUGAGUUUAAGAGAAUCAUUGAGGAAAAAGACACGUUAUUAAGGGAUCGUUCAAAUAACUGUACCAAUUGUGAAACUAUACGUCAAACACUCAAAGAGAAAGAUGAAAUAAUAGUAGCUUUGAAUCAAAGAACGAAUGAACCCGAACGACUCAAAGUUGAGUUAGCUAAUACAAGUGAUACUGUACAAAAUUUAACUAAAAGAUGCGAAGAUUUGAAUAAAAGUUUGACAAUACAAUUGGACAUUGUAAAGAAAUUGACGGCAGAAAAUAUGCAGUUGUCAGAUCAAGAGCAGAGUUCGUCGCGAGAGCUGGAAAGGUUACGUCAUCAUCUAGUUGAAAUGGAAGAGAAUUAUAUGCAGGAGCUAAUGACGUCAGAGCACAAGCUCACCGAAUGUCAAACCAGAUUACAUCAAGUCGAAGAAAGGGCUAAGCAGACGAGCACCGUGUACACUAGCAAUAGUAUCCGAGCAAACCAAGAAGUAGAAACUUUGAGGAAUCAAAUCAAACUAUUAGAGAAACAACGUGAGGAAGUCCAAGCGAGGCUGAGCGAAGCAGAAGACGCUAGAAGCAGAAGUGAAGCUGCUCUUACGAACUUGCAAGUAGUUUUAGAACAGUUCCAGUUAGACAAAGAAAGAGAUAUCCAUUCCGCAACAGAAAAAGUGAGAAACCAGAUGGAGGACAUUAAACGUCACAAUGAAAUUCUACAGCAGGAAAUAGCAAGGUUAAACGGCAAGCUAGAAGAAUCAAUAGCUGGCCUUCAAGCUGCGACUAGACUUGGUGAUCAAGUUGAAACUAAGUCAGCACAGAUAAACGAUUUAAAGGAUCAAGUUCGCACCCUCCAAGCAUCGGUAACGGCGGCCGAGGAACGUUAUUACAACGCGAUAUCGAACCAGCAGGACAGAGUCGAUAAGAACUUAGUUAAGAACCUUGUUAUCAACUACGUCCUAACAGCGGGACAAAACAGUCUCAACAGAACACAAAUUCUCCGAAUUCUGUCAACGGUGUUAGAUUUCAAUCAGACGGAAUGUGAAAAGUUAGGACUCGUCCGAUCGGCCAACCAAGGAGACAGUUUGGCUGCUGAGUUUGUGAAGUUCCUGCAGAAUGAGUCUAGACCGAGGGCGCAGCUGCCCGACAUGAUGGGUCUGCAAGGGGGGAGAGCGUCCGUGUCUAGUUCCAGGAAAAGUUCAACCAUUGGUCCCAAUCCAGUUUUCGAAAUCGGUCACAGAAGGAAUCCAUCGACGGGUUCAAAUAAUUUACUAUUCCAAAACUUGGAUUCAAUGGACUCAGCCUCUCAGGCGUCUGUGGAUUCUGAAGCCAGGGCCAUUCCAGUAAAUACACUGGACACGGGAAUAAAUCAGACCAGGAACAAUGAGGGUGCAAUAUUGAAGCAUGUUUUGAAGGAUAUGUGAUAUUUGUAAUGUAAUUAACGUUCAUUUCCGACGCCAUUAUUUAUUAUAUUCGAAUUAAAGUGUUAUAUAUGUUAAUAAGAUUUGUUAUAAAUACAAUCCGAAUGUGUCAUCUGUUAUUUUACUCUUGAUUUAAAACCGAUAUUUAAUCUGUGUUUAUAUUAAUUCCAUGUUAAUAUUGU